GAUUUCGACAAUUAUACUCACAAUCAUCCUUUUAUAUCUGAUCUAUCUGAGAGUCAGGAAACAUUACCUUUAUUCGAAACGGACUUCCUCCGACCGUCCCUACCUCUAUCAAUCCCUUCAACAUUCACACGUGUUGGCCCUGGUCGUAAGAAGGUCUAUUUUCUCUAUGACGAAAUGCUCUAUAACGACUGGGUCGCCCAUAGCUCUGAUGGUACUGCAAAGGUUAUGUGUAAGCGCUGUGGACAGAUUCUUGAGCACCUAAACUUUGUCCGUGAGACAAAAGAUGGGAAGAAACAGCGUUAA
Penicillium concentricum is the source of this 303-nucleotide messenger RNA. RefSeq lists its product as uncharacterized. The record is from RefSeq and is a predicted model, not a curated record. Lineage: Eukaryota; Fungi; Ascomycota; Eurotiomycetes; Eurotiales; Aspergillaceae. The annotation marks the transcript as partial. The transcript has 2 exons.